Messenger RNA from Antechinus flavipes (yellow-footed antechinus), 942 nucleotides. RefSeq names its product olfactory receptor 480-like. Gene Ontology annotation, biological process: sensory perception of smell; G protein-coupled receptor signaling pathway. The transcript has a single exon. NCBI's taxonomy places the organism in Eukaryota, Metazoa, Chordata, Mammalia, Dasyuromorphia, Dasyuridae. The record is from RefSeq and is a predicted model, not a curated record. Gene Ontology annotation, cellular component: membrane. Gene Ontology annotation, molecular function: G protein-coupled receptor activity; olfactory receptor activity; odorant binding. The coding region runs from base 7 to 942 and encodes 311 amino acids.
CAAGAGAUGUCUGGCAACAACUGCACUGCUGUGACUGAUUUCAUUCUUUUAGGGCUAACGGAUGAGCCAAUGCUUUGUGUCAUCCUCUUUGUGAUAUUUCUGGCUGUCUAUACUGUCACUUUACUUGGAAACCUUAGUAUAAUCGUAUUGAUCAGAAAGAGUUCCCAACUUCACACUCCAAUGUAUCUUUUCCUUAGUCACUUGGCUUUUGUGGACUCUGCAUAUUCCUCCUCUGUCACACCUGUUAUGCUCAAGAGCUUCCUUGUGGAAAAAACCAUAAUUCCUCUGGAAGGCUGUGUGACCCAGAUGUUUUGUGCAGCCAACUUUGGGACAGCUGAAUAUUUCCUGCUUGCUGUAAUGGCCUAUGAUCGAUAUAUGGCCAUCUGUAACCCCCUACUCUACUCCACCAAUAUGUCUCCAAAAGUAUGCACUCUGUUACUAAUCUCAUCCUACCUGAGUAGCUGUAUAAAUGCUAGCAUCUUUACUGGUUGCUUAUUGAUUAGGUCCUUCUGUGGACCCAACAAGAUUAAUCACUUUUUCUGUGAUUAUUCACCACUUUUGAAGCUUUCCUACUCCCAAGAUAAUCUCGCUGAAAUUAUUCCUUCUGCUUUUGCUGGGUCAAUAAUUAUGAUCACAGUACUAGUUAUCAUAAUCUCUUAUGUAUACAUCCUCUUUUCUGUCCUGAAGAUAAAAUCCUCUGAAGGGAGAUCCAAAGCUUUUUCAACUUGCACUUCCCACCUCACAGCAGUCACUCUCUUUUAUGGGACCACUACAUUCAUUUAUGUUAUGCCUAAGUCGAGCUACUCAGAAGAUGAGAAUAAAGUGGUGUCAGUUUUCUACAUUGUAUUGAUCCCCAUGUUGAACCCCCUGAUCUACAGUCUGAGAAACAAUGAAGUAAAAGGGGCCCUGAGAAAACUGAUAAAUAGGAAACAUCUUUUUUAA